AUGAUUUAAUCUUUGAUCUUGGUCAUUAACACUCAAUCUACAAUCAAUAAUCCGACAAUAAUUGCAGUUAAUGAAAGCACUCUUUACCCCGGAAUCAACCUAGACCAAAGAUCUUUUAACUUUUAUUAAUUCAAAAUACCUAAUAAAACUCAAGCUUUUCUCAAUAAUUCCCAACUUUAUAUUCGUGUUGACUAAGAUGACGCCACUUCAGAUCCUGACUUAUUCAUUUCUAAGGCUGAUAGUGAUCAGUACUGUGUUAGAUCAGGAUAGAAUGUCUGCUUCUUAAAGAAGAAUUCAUAUCGUGUUAAUGACACAAUCUAUUUCAGCAUUAGAUGUAUUAAUUAAUGUACUUAUACCCUCAGAGUCGCUUUCUCACAAAUACAAAAUGUAACUGACGGAGUUUCAAGCUAAAGGGUUACCUUUGACGGUCGUUCUGCAAAUAUCUAUCAGUUCUUAAUACCUGAUAAUUCUUAUGAUGGCCCGACCUAAUCUAUCUAAUUCUAGGUUGAUACAUAUUCACUGUAGAAUUAGAUUGACAUCUUCUUCUGCUUGUCAGAUGAUCUUUCUUAAAUGGAGGAAAGAUUGACAGAUGUAAUUACUGAUCUUGGAAAAUCUAUGAAGUUUACCUCAGAUGAGUAUGGUUUUUGCACUAGCUGUUUGGUUUAUUUCGUAGUUAGUGUGAAAUCAGCGAAUAACUACUUCAUAAGUGGAAAAUCUACUUCAAGAAAAGAAAUUCUUCCAGACUAGGUUCAAUACUCCAGAUCUAUAAAUUACUUCGAAAGGGAGUGUUUUGCCUAUUUCGUAUAAAAGGCAACAAAUGAUGUUAUUUUCAAUGUAAAACAGCAAUAAGGUGAUAUUGACUUGACUCUUGUAAUCAGAAAUCCUAGAAAUACUUCAUAAGAAAUUGCAAUCUUCCAAUCUGAAGUAUAUACUUAAAGGGGACUUAUCUCAAGAGCUCAGGAUAGAAAUAGACUUAAUUUUUCAACAGGUUUUAUGUACCUCUGUGGUAUGCCUUAUUCAGACUCAAACAUAUAAAUUUUAGCAAACUAAAACUUUUAAUUUUCAAGAUUCGAUGCUUUAGAUGACACUCUUUAUACUUAUAUGAUGGACUCUAAUGAAUAUGUAUACUAUAGGUAUACUAGUCCUUAUCUCACCACCUAGAGAUUGAUAUAAGUUACACUGUAAAAUUUUAACUUCAAUUCAGCUUAGCCAAGAAUUUUCUUUAGAGUAUGCCCCUCACCAAAUCCAGAAGAAUGCUUUUUAUCUGACUAAUUAGCAAGAGGAUUUUGGGAUGGUGACGUUAUUCUUUAAGAGAUAUUCAAUUCAUCAAACUAGCAGAAUAUCAAGGUCGGAUACAUCAAUCAUAAUCCUUAAGCUUGUUCAAAUUAAUAAUCCUGCUACUAUUUGAUAUCAACAUUGAACACAGACUUUGGUGGACUGCAGAAAUUUACAUUCAGGAUUAACUUGGUCAACAUUGAUCCUAUUCCUCUCUAAUUAUUUCAAACAUAUUAAGAUGUUGUCAACUAAGGGUAGUAUAUGUAUUUCUAGGUAAUAUUUUGGCCAAACUAAAUUAUCAAUAUGAACAUUUCAACGAUUUCAUUCAAUUUGACCUCGUUCAACGGGAAAGCUGAUCUCUUAAUGUCUACUGCAAAUAGAAAUCCAACAAUAAAUAGCAAUGACGCGACAAGAAUAAGAUCAAACUCUCCUUGGACCUCAAUAGAAUUCAAUGCUUUAGGGAAAAAUUUAUCUAUCACUAAUUUAUAUGUGGCUGUAUACUCUACAAUUAGAACAAGUUUUCAGUUGAGAGUUAAUGUAGAUUUUCAAAUACCCACGCCUCAAUUCAUCUAGAAUUAAACUUUUAAUUAAAGCUAGACAACUCCUGCUCCAAUAUAACCUGCAACAACUUAAGCACCAGUUACAACAAUAAAUCAAACCACAAAUAACCAAACUAGAGCUCCUAAUGCCACAACUGGCCCCAACAGAACAAAUACUUCUAAUUCAACUAGCACCAAUAAUACAAAUAGUACAACCAACUCAAAUAAUACUAAUCAGACUUAAUAGCCAUCUUAAGUUAAUUCGACAACAAUAACUGAAAAUUCGAGAAGAUAAAAUUUCUAACUAAAUCAAAAUUUUACUGAUAUAGUAUUGACUUACAUUCCAUCACCUAAUAAUGCAAAGCAAAUUCACUUUUCUCCUUUUAUUGAAUCCAUGACAUAAAAUUCUACUUUGGUAUUCAAUGUGAGUUAUGGUAAUUAAAACUGGAAUAACAAUAGUGUCGGUUUAUCACUUUCUCCAGAAAAUUAUACGUUCUUACCGAAUGUAAAUUUCACAAUUAGGUUCCGAUCUGACUUUUCAAAAGUCAAUAGAACUUAACUUUAGGUCUAGAGUAUGAGUAAUAUCCAGAAUGUUUCUAACUUGACUCAAAAGUUAGCUCAAAUCUAGGUUAAUAUUUUCUUAAAUUUCAGGUUUGGAAUUUUCAGUUAUAACUAAACAGCUAGAUUCAUAGAAUAUACCCAACUUGGUUAAUCAUAUGAAGGUUUCGCUAAUAACUCAUAUGUAUUAUUCAAGCACCUUCUAAUGGAUAUAAAUGGUUCUUAUUAAUUCUAAUUGUUUAAUUAAGUGGGCAGACCUUACCUAUUACAGAAAAAUGGCGCAUUAAUUCUAUAAGAGUAUGAUUAUGAGGAUGAUACAACCUUCGAUUUUGCUACUAACUCUGUUGAUGAUGAAGAUACAAUUUAAUUGUCAGUUACUAAAUUUAUGAGGGAUAAUGCAAACUUUAAGUGCAGGAAUUCUUCUUAUCCUCUAAGAGGGGGAAACGAAAAUUGCACAAUGUUUAUUGCAGUUUAAUGCAAGUCAUUUUGCUCUUUUAGAUUAACAAUAAAUCUACCUGAAGCAUCUAAAAGAUCCAUAGAUAUACCAUAGUUAUUCAGAGAAAAUGAGCAAUUAUUUGGGGUAGUCAACAACAAAAAAAUAAAUUAUUAUUUCACUCCAUUUAUGAGAGGACAGCUAGCGAAUUCAGCAGUUAUAUUGAAGAGAGGAAUUAAUGAUUCUACUGCUUUAGUUGGUAGAGUAGUUAACACUGGAUAUCUGCCUUAUUUUAACUGGAGUUUCCCCAUUCUGACUUCAAAUGAUUUUAUUUCUAGGACUAAUGCUAGUAGCAUUGAACUAAUAGAUCUUAAUAGUCAGAUGCUUUUAAGCAGAUGUACUCCAAACAGCAGUUGUAUUUUGAUAAUUGGAGUUAUAGGUCUUACUAAUUAAUCAUCUUUUUAUGAUAUCCAAUUCUUUAGCAGUUCAAAUAGAAUUUCCAAUACCACUCUUAUAUCUGGAAUCAUCCUUCAAGCAAAUACCUUGAAUUAUACAUGGUUCAUUGUAAAUACAACGAAUAGUGCAAGAUAAUAAACAUAGUGGAAGCAUUUAAUAACCUCAACUGCUUCAUCAACUGACAAGGAAGUAGAUAUAUUUAUUUCAGUUUUAGAUGGUGACCUUCCUAAUCCUGCAAAUUUCGACUUCAAAGGAGAUAGAAUAGGCAAUGAUGCAGUAGUUAUAUCAUCCGAUCUAAGUAUGUUUAAGUAAAUAAACCGAGAGAAAUUGAUGGUGAUCGUAGGUAUUAGGGCUAGACAAUCAAACACUACUUUUGAGUUAAUGAAUUUCGGACCUAGCAGUUAUGAUUCUAAUUUCAUUAAUUUCACUGACAUAACUGUUGGAGGCUUGAAUCAAACUUAUGUCCUACCCUCUAGAAAUCAAAGGUCAGUCAAUAAUUACAGAAUUUUAAGAUUUUUCAACUAUGGAAGCUAAGAUCUGUUAUUUAACAUCACAAAUCUAGAUGGUUAAGUGCAAGUGAUGGCUAAUAGAAAUAACUUUAAGCACAAUAAAGUGAAUUCCUACUUUAAUGUUCCUCUGACUUAGCAACUUUCCAAAAUUUAGCCAUAAACUAUAAACAAAUCACAGAGUUUUAUUGUAAGAGUCAAUCAGAAAGAAAAUACUGACCUUCUUUGUAAUUUCUGUUGGAUAUACUUCUUAGUCUCUCAAACUAAUAUUCUACCUUAAGCCACCUCCACAUUCAUGGUCACUGUUAGAGAUCAAUCUGCAUAAGACUACGUCCCUUAAAUUAAACCUGGAGACUCAUAGUCAUUAUUACUAUCUCUUCCAAAUUUAAUAGUUUAGAGAAAAUUCUAACUUGAUACAAAGGAAUAGAUGUGCUUAACUCUUUUUUCAAACAAUGUCAAUUUCACAGCAUAUAUUUCCUUCACAUCUGAUUAUAUUGGAAAUUAGAGUAUUUGGAAUGCAACUGGGCUGGAUAGAAAGGUAUUCACUCUUAGACAAUCUGAUCCUAACUUCAAUAUUGGAAUGUAUUACUACUUAACUAUUGUUUCAAAUCAAGUAAAUAGUAAUGUUACAUUCAGAUUAGAUCAAAGAAAAACAGUACAGUUAUUGAAAGAUAACUAAAGUUUGAUGGACAGAAUGCUGACACCAGAGGAUUAUAUAAAAUACUAUUACUUUAUUCCAAAUAGUUUCCCUCUUAAUCAAACCAUAAAUAUCAAUGUAGUUCCUCGUACUCCAGGAUUUUAUCCUAGCAUCUAUGUUCUAAGGAAUGAUAUAAUAAAUGGAACUGUAAAUUUCAGAAAUCUCAAUUUCCCAACUAUCACAAAAAGAACUUACUUCAAUGAAUCUUAAUUUUUUAAUGCUCAGAGCAAGAGUUACAGCUUAUCCUUUAAUCAAACAGCAGUGAAUAUCACUGUUUAGGUUACCGUUAUAACAUAGCAAAAUUAUACAUAAAAUUAGACUAUUCUUGUAAACGUUACUAUGAAUGUAACUAAUUCAACAACAAAGAAAAACCAAACUGUUACUGUACUCCAAAAUUAAACAGUUCUUGUUAAUCUGACCAGAAAUUUGACAACUAUUCAGAAUCAAACCGUAAUUAAUCAGACUUAUUACACUGUUGCAGUAUAUUGGAAUAAUUUUGGAUUGAGUGAUGUUUAAAGAGCUGAGUGGGAGAUAUUUUACACAUCAAAUAGUCUAGCUAGAAAUGUAUCAGUCUAGUUAAAUGCCAUUCCUUAGGUCUAAUAGUUUUCAGCAUAAGACCUCUAAGAUACAUCCCUUAGAUAAAGACUUUUCAAGUAGCUUCAGACCUUCAAUAUUAUAAGUCUGGAUGGUUCAGGGCAUAAAAAGAAAAUCUUUGAGUUAUGA
This is a messenger RNA of Stylonychia lemnae, 5187 nucleotides long. NCBI's taxonomy places the organism in Eukaryota, Ciliophora, Spirotrichea, Sporadotrichida, Oxytrichidae. The record is from the annotation of a GenBank genome assembly.